CAGCAAGAAUCUCCAGAAUCACUCUCCGAGACUGAGGAACAAAAAUUAGUAAAAGGAAAAGACUCUGAAAUAUUAGACCUGACGGUGCGUCUCCGUCCUGCUUGUGCGUUGCACAUUGCUCAUCAUGAAUACCAGAGCCGUCUUCGUUAUAUGGCCGCAGACUUCCAAAACCUCCAGCACAGAUCAGAGCGCGAAAAGGCUCAAGCAAAAGAAUUCGCCAUCACCCGAUUCGCCAAAGAUCUCCUCGACACCCUUGAUGUCCUUUCCCUCGCUCUCAAAUCAGUUCCUCCCGAAUCUCGUCAUAACUCUGAAGAAAACCCACGGCUGGUUGAACUAUAUAAAGGCGUGGAACUCACAGAAAAACAACUUCUUCACACGCUAGCACAGCAUGGCGUAAAACCGUACAACCCGCUAGGCGAGCCUUUCGACGCCAAUAGGCACGAAGCAUUGUACAGUGCCCCUGCCCCAGAAGGAAAAGCAGCAGGCGUCGUUAUUGAUGUUCAGAAAAUUGGGUAUACUAUCGGUGUUCGAACAUUACGGGCUCCUCAAGUUGGGGUUUCAUCUGACUCAUCGCCACAUGCUAGCUAAUAUUUGUGAACAUUUACAUAUGUGGUGGCAAUAUUAUAUUACACUGUAGUUGAUUCCUCUCAACAUCGAUCAUACUUUGCAUCUACAUUUUGCUCAAUGACAUUAGCAUUUUU
Molecule: messenger RNA, 701 nt
Organism: Cantharellus anzutake
Lineage: Eukaryota; Fungi; Basidiomycota; Agaricomycetes; Cantharellales; Hydnaceae
Product: GrpE nucleotide exchange factor
Exons: 1
Coding region: 151-588 (145 amino acids)
Biological process (GO): protein import into mitochondrial matrix; protein folding
Cellular component (GO): PAM complex, Tim23 associated import motor
Molecular function (GO): protein-folding chaperone binding; protein homodimerization activity; adenyl-nucleotide exchange factor activity
Source: RefSeq, a predicted model, not a curated record